AUGGAAAACGACAAUCAGACGCCUCAAAUGGAGCAUCCUACCCUUCCACACGACUGCCUAUGGCACGUUGACACACCUCAACCAAUCUCCCAAGAACAGUGGCCCACAGAAGGUCUUCAAUGGGGUUCAGAUCCCAGCUUUUGCUAUCACGGCUAUUCUAGCCCAAUCGGCACCUGGACAGAAGAGCGGCUUGUGCAGAACUUGAUGCGGAACAUGGCCAGUUUCUGUGCCACCAUGGACAUUAACUUCGAUGUCCCCCAAAGCAUAGACGAGCCAUCUCAAAGGUGUAUACUGGGUCUAUCGGAACUGGAUGGAUUCACCUUUCCCAUGUUCCAGUCCUCGAUGGUCCCACAAGAUGAAAGACUAUCCGAAACACCAUCCUCGCCAUCUUCGUCCUCGUCGAUCCAAGGCCAAAUAUUAUCCCCGGAUGAUACCGAAUGCACACAACGGGCAAGCUGCGUCAAAGCCAGGACCCGAUCUGGGCAAAAGAAGAGAAAAUGUAUACAAAAGCCAGGACAGAAAUUGUGCCAUUGCCGAUCGGAGAAGAAGAGAAGAGAGUUUGUUAGAGACCGAUAUAAAGAACUCUGUCGUAUUGUGCCAGGACUUCAGAAACAGGAAUAUACAAGGAAAUAUGUUCUCGAGGAGACUGCAUUGUGGAUCCAAAGAUUGGUGCAGGGCAAUGAUGCCCUUUAUCAACAACUAGGGCAGUUAAAGGAACAAGAGAAGUUGAAACAGUUGCGAUUAUUUCCUGUUGAUGACGACGAAACGGUGGGCUGCUAG
This is a messenger RNA of Penicillium hordei, 780 nucleotides long. RefSeq names its product basic helix-loop-helix domain-containing protein. Lineage: Eukaryota; Fungi; Ascomycota; Eurotiomycetes; Eurotiales; Aspergillaceae. The record is from RefSeq and is a predicted model, not a curated record. The coding region runs from base 1 to 780 and encodes 259 amino acids. Gene Ontology annotation, molecular function: protein dimerization activity. The transcript has a single exon.